Molecule: messenger RNA, 309 nt
Organism: Lactuca sativa (garden lettuce)
Lineage: Eukaryota; Viridiplantae; Streptophyta; Magnoliopsida; Asterales; Asteraceae
Biological process (GO): DNA replication
Cellular component (GO): replication fork
Source: RefSeq, a predicted model, not a curated record
AUGAUAUUUUUGCCUACGAUUCAUUUAUAUCCCUCUGAUGAUGAUAUGUUCUCAUUCAAGUUGAAGAGGAAACAGUUUCUUAUUCAAUUGGGCUUUGCAAUGACAAUCAAUAAAGCUCAGGGACAAACAAUUCCAAAUGUAGGUAUCUAUCUUCCAGACCCAGUAUUCUCGCAUGGACAGCUUUAUGUUGCAUUGUCCAGAGGGCUUUCAUGUUGCAAUACAAAAGUAUUAGUGAAGCGUAACGAAAAUUCAAAAGGUGAUGGGGUUUAUACAGCAAAUGUGGUGUAUAAAGAAAUAUUGCACGAUUAA